AUGAAGGUGGGGAAAGCAACCAACCUCUUUGGUUCUUUCUUCUUCCUUGUUUGUUUAAGCAUUGAAUUUUCCUUGGUUGUCAGGGGACAGAACAGAACAACAAUCCCAGUGAAUGUUGGUGUGGUUCUUGAUGACCUUGAUUCACCAGACACAAAAGUUUGGUUGAGCUGCAUCAACUUGGGCCUCUCAGACUUUUAUACCUCUCGUGGUUCCUCUACAACUAGGCUGGCUUUAAGCAUCAGAGACUCCAGAGAAGGUGUUGUAGAUGCUGCUGCUGCAGCUUUAGACCUGAUAAAAAAUGAUCAAGUACAUGCAAUCCUAGGACCGAAAUCAUCGAUGCAAGCCAACUUUGUAAUUGAGCUUGGAGACAAAGCCCAAGUGCCCAUAAUCUCAUUUUCAGCAACAAGUCCUUCCCUCACUUCCAUUAGGAGUUCAUAUUUUUUCAGAGCUGCACAAAAUGACUCUUCCCAAGUCAAGGCCAUAAGUGCUGUUGUCCAAGCCUUUGGAUGGAGGGAAGCUGUCCCCAUCUAUAUAGACAACGAGUAUGGCCAGGGAGUCAUACCCUACUUGGUAGAUGCCUUGCAAGAAGUUCAAGCUCAGGUCCCUUACCGAAGCGCCAUACCUCCAGAGGCAACUGAUGACCAACUUGUUGCAGAGCUUUACAAGCUAAUGACCAUGCAAACUAGAGUCUUCAUUGUGCACAUGUUGCCCUCUCUUGGCUCUCGCCUUUUCGCCAAGGCAAAAGAGAUGGAUAUGAUGGAUGGAGACUACGUUUGGAUCAUGGCUAGUGGAAUGACCAAUCAUUUAACUACCAUGAAUGCUUCAGUCAUCAAUUCACUGCAAGGCGCAUUGGGUGUGAGGACCUAUGUGCCACAAACAAAAGAGCUUGUCGAUUUUAGAGCUCGAUGGAAAAGGCAAUUCCAAAAGGACAAUCCAACCAUAAUUGAUGCUGAGUUAGAUGUUCCUGCACUCUCGGCUUAUGAUGCUGCUUUUGCAUUAGCCAUGGCAGUUGAAAAUGUUGGGACUAAAAACUUUGGCUUCGAAAAGGCGAAUGCUUCAACCAACUCAUCAACUGAUCUUGAAUAUUUUGGGGUUUCCCAAAACGGUCCAGAACUUUGCCAAUCCUUGUCAAGUACUAACUUCAGAGGCCUCUCUGGGGAUUUCAGCUUUGUUGAAGGGCAAUUACAAAAUUCCAUUUUUGAAUUGGUGAAUGUGAUUGGGAAUGCAGCAAAAACAAUUGGGUUUUGGAAACCACAGAGUGGACUUGAGAAAAAAUUGAAUUUGACAAACACAAACGGUCCAUAUUCAACCUCUAAAUCUAAUCUGGCACCUAUUUUAUGGCCAGGGGACUCUCCCUCUGUUCCCAAGGGAUGGGAGAUCCCCACAAACGGCAAAAGAUUGAGAGUAGGAGUUCCUGUAAGUGAUGGUUUUGCUGAGUUUGUGAAGGUGGUGCCUGGUCCUAGCGCUAACACAACCGUAGUUUUCGGAUUCUGUAUCGACGUCUUCAAUGCUGCAAUGGCUGCAUUACCAUAUGCUGUUACUUAUGACUUCAUUCCCUUUGCAAAGCCUGAUGGCACAAGUGCUGGCAGCUACGACCUAGGUGUUGAUCCUAACAAGUUGAGGCCUUAUAAAUCUUCAGAUGAAUGCCAUGAGUUUUUGACAAACGGGAGUGCAAAUGGCGGCAUUGCUGCCGCUAUUGAUGAAACCCCCAACAUGAAGCUUUUUCUUGCAAAGUAUUGCUCCAAAUACACCAUGAUUGGCCCAAUAUUCAAAACUGAUGGCCUUGGUUUUGUCUUCCCCAAAGGUUCACCUUUAGUACCAGACGUUUCGAGGGCGAUUCUGAACGUGACUGAGGGAGAUGCCAUGAAGGAAAUUGAAAAUAAAUGGUUUGCAGGGGAUGCAACAUGUUCAGAUACAAAACCCACCAUCUCAGAUUCCAACAGUCUUGGCCUUGAUAGCUUCUGGGGUCUCUUCCUCAUUGCCGGGGUCUCUUCGUCACUAUCUCUCAUCAUAUUUGCAGCCUCCUUCUGUUAUAGGCAUUGGCACAUGUUCAUGACAACAGGCGCUUCUGCAUGGAAAAGAAUCAAGGUGAUGCUUAGAAUCUUCGACCAAAAAGACCUCAGCUCCCAUACUUUUAGAAAGACUGGUUCUCAAGAUAGAAAAUACAUGUACAAUGCUGGCAGUAUAGCUACAUCUGUCGAGGCUUCACCAAACAAUAACAGCAGGCGCCCACCAAGCCCACCAAGCCCUGAGUCGAUUGGCCGUUCAAACCACACAAAUCCACACUCACCUUUCUGA
This is a messenger RNA of Prunus avium (sweet cherry), 2298 nucleotides long. The record is from RefSeq and is a predicted model, not a curated record. Lineage: Eukaryota; Viridiplantae; Streptophyta; Magnoliopsida; Rosales; Rosaceae.